Gavialis gangeticus (Gharial) is the source of this 6372-nucleotide messenger RNA. It is a transcript of the gene KIF1B, whose product is annotated as kinesin family member 1B. Gene Ontology annotation, molecular function: cell adhesion molecule binding; microtubule binding; ATP binding. Gene Ontology annotation, biological process: microtubule-based movement; regulation of protein localization. NCBI's taxonomy places the organism in Eukaryota, Metazoa, Chordata, Crocodylia, Gavialidae. The record is from RefSeq and is a predicted model, not a curated record. The coding region runs from base 90 to 5540 and encodes 1816 amino acids. Gene Ontology annotation, cellular component: adherens junction. The transcript has 49 exons.
GCCGCCGCCGCCAGAAAGCUCCAACAAGGAACAAACUGCAGCGAAACCAUUGCCUCUGAUUUCUGAACACUGCACUACAGGACAUCAAGAUGUCGGGGGCUUCUGUGAAGGUGGCUGUUCGGGUCAGGCCCUUCAAUUCCCGAGAGACCAGCAAAGAAUCCAAAUGUAUCAUCCAGAUGCAAGGCAACUCGACCAGUAUUGUCAACCCAAAGAAUCCCAAGGAAGCGCCAAAGUCCUUCAGCUUUGACUACUCCUAUUGGUCCCAUACCUCAGCUGAAGAUCCCUGCUUUGCAUCUCAGAACCGUGUGUAUAAUGAUAUUGGGAAGGAGAUGCUGCUGCAUGCCUUUGAGGGCUACAAUGUGUGCAUCUUUGCUUAUGGGCAGACUGGAGCUGGGAAGUCCUAUACCAUGAUGGGUAAACAGGAAGAAAGCCAAGCUGGCAUCAUUCCACAGCUCUGUGAAGAAUUAUUUGAGAAAAUCAAUGACAACAGCAAUGAGGAGAUAUCCUACUCGGUGGAGGUAAGUUACAUGGAGAUUUACUGUGAGAGAGUCAGAGAUCUGUUGAACCCGAAGAACAAGGGGAACUUGCGUGUGCGAGAACACCCUUUGCUUGGACCCUAUGUGGAGGACCUGUCCAAACUAGCGGUGACCUCUUACACAGACAUUGCAGACCUCAUGGAUGCUGGGAACAAAGCCAGGACUGUGGCAGCCACCAACAUGAAUGAAACCAGCAGCCGCUCUCAUGCCGUGUUUACGAUAGUCUUCACUCAGAAGCGACAUGACACAGAAACUGACCUUUCUACCGAGAAGGUCAGCAAGAUCAGUCUUGUAGAUCUGGCUGGGAGCGAGAGAGCAGAUUCUACUGGUGCCAAAGGGACUCGAUUAAAGGAAGGGGCAAAUAUCAACAAGUCUCUCACAACCCUGGGGAAAGUCAUUUCAGCUUUGGCAGAGGUGGAUAACUGCACCAGCAAGAGCAAAAAGAAGAAGAAAACAGACUUUAUUCCAUACAGAGAUUCUGUGCUGACGUGGCUUCUUCGGGAAAAUCUAGGUGGGAACUCUAGAACGGCCAUGGUCGCUGCUCUGAGUCCAGCAGACAUCAACUAUGAUGAAACUUUGAGCACUUUAAGAUAUGCGGAUCGUGCCAAGCAGAUCAAAUGCAAUGCUGUUAUCAAUGAAGACCCCAAUGCCAAGCUGGUGCGUGAGCUGAAGGAAGAGGUGACACGGCUCAAAGAUCUCCUGCGGGCCCAAGGGCUGGGAGAUAUUAUUGAUAUUGAUCCAAUGGGAGAUGAUUACUCUGGAAGUGGAGGCAAAUAUCUGAAAGAUUUUCAGAACAAUAAACAUAGAUACUUGCUUGCCUCCGAGAAUCAACGCCCUGGCAAUUUUUCCACAGCCUCCAUGGGGUCCCUCACAGCAUCUCCAUCUUCCUGCUCUCUCAAUAGUCAGGUGGGCUUAACAUCUGUGUCCAGUAUACAGGAGAGGAUCAUGUCUACACCUGGAGGAGAAGAAGCCAUUGAACGUUUGAAGGAAUCUGAGAAGAUCAUUGCAGAGCUGAAUGAGACAUGGGAGGAGAAGCUGCGGAAGACUGAAGCUAUUAGAAUGGAGAGGGAGGCUUUGCUGGCUGAGAUGGGAGUUGCUAUUCGGGAAGAUGGAGGAACACUGGGAGUCUUCUCACCUAAAAAGACUCCUCAUCUUGUGAACCUCAAUGAAGAUCCACUCAUGUCAGAAUGUCUGCUUUAUUACAUCAAAGAUGGCAUCACCAGGGUUGGCCAGGCGGAUGCUGAACGACGACAGGACAUUGUGCUAAGCGGGGCUCACAUAAAAGAAGAACACUGUAUCUUCCGAAGCGAGAGGAACAACAAUGGCAAUGUUAUUGUUACUCUGGAGCCUUGUGAACGGUCGGAAACGUACGUCAAUGGCAAGAGGGUUGUGCAGCCGGUGCAGUUGCGCUCAGGGAAUCGUAUCAUCAUGGGCAAAAAUCACGUUUUCCGAUUUAACCACCCUGAGCAAGCUCGAGCAGAGAGAGAGAAAACUCCAUCAGCUGAGACUCCCUCUGAGCCAGUAGACUGGACUUUUGCACAGAGAGAACUGCUGGAGAAACAGGGCAUUGAUAUGAAGCAGGAAAUGGAGAAAAGAUUACAAGAAAUGGAGAUUUUGUACAAGAAGGAGAAAGAAGAAGCAGACCUCUUGUUGGAGCAGCAGAGGCUGGACUAUGAGAGCAAACUGCAGGCUUUGCAGAAGCAGGUUGAGACAAGAUCCCUAGUUGCUGAGACAACAGAAGAGGAGGAGGAAGAGGAGGAGGUGCCCUGGACACAGCAUGAAUAUGAGCUGGCCCAGUGGGCAUUCAGGAAAUGGAAGUUCCACCAGUUCACUUCAUUAAGGGACCAGCUCUGGGGCAAUGCUGUCUAUCUGAAAGAGGCCAAUGCCAUCAGUGUGGAGUUGAAGAAGAAAGUGCAGUUUCAGUUUGUCCUCCUGACAGACACACUGUACUCCCCUCUACCCCCUGAGCUUCUACCUCCUGAGACAGAGAAGACCCGGGAUAACAGACCUUUCCCUCGGACAGUGGUAGCUGUGGAAGUCCAGGAUCUAAAGAAUGGAGCAACACAUUACUGGUCCCUGGAAAAACUCAAGCAGAGGUUGGAGCUGAUGCGGGAGAUGUAUGACAGGGCUGGAGAGAUGGCAUCCAACACACAGGAUGAGAGUGAGAGUACAAUGACUGGCAGUGACCCCUUCUAUGAUAGAUUUCACUGGUUCAAGCUGGUUGGAAGCUCCCCCAUUUUCCACGGCUGCGUGAAUGAGCGUCUUGCUGACCGCACACCCUCCCCCACUUUCUCCACGGCUGACUCCGACAUCACUGAACUGGCCGAUGAGCAGCAGGAUGAGAUGGAGGACUUUGAUGACGAAGCCUUUGUGGAUGAUACCGGCUCCGACGCUGGAACCGAGGAGGGAUCGGACCUCUUCAAUGAUGGGCACGACCCGUUUUACGACCGGUCCCCCUGGUUCAUUUUAGUGGGAAGGGCAUUUGUAUACCUAAGCAAUCUGCUGUACCCAGUGCCCCUCAUCCACAGAGUAGCGGUUGUCAGUGAGAAGGGGGAAGUGCGAGGAUUCCUGCGUGUGGCAGUGCAGGCGAUAGCAGCUGAUGAAGAAGCCCCAGAUUAUGGAUCUGGCAUUCGGCAGUCUGGCACUGCAAAAAUCUCGUUUGAUAAUGAAUACUUCGAUAAGAGUGACUUUUCUUCAGUUGCAAUGACUCGAUCUGGACUGUCGUUAGAAGAACUGAGAAUUGUGGAAGGGCAAGGCCAGAGCUCAGAGGUCAUCACUCCCCCAGAGGAGAUUAACAGAAUGAAUGAUCUAGACCUGAAGUCAGGCACUUUGCUGGAUGGGAAGAUGGUGAUGGAAGGGUUUACUGAUGAGGCUGGUGACCACCUGAAGCUGGGCAGCGUGUUCACCUUCCGCGUGACAGUGCUGCAGGCCAGUGGCAUCCUACCAGAAUAUGCAGACAUCUUCUGCCAGUUCAACUUUUUACACCGACACGAUGAAGCUUUCUCCACUGAGCCUCUCAAAAACAAUGGCCGGGGGACUCCACUUGGGUUUUACCAUGUUCAGAAUGUUGCUGUAGAAGUGACAGAGUCGUUUGUCGAGUACAUCAAAACCAAGCCCAUUGUUUUUGAAGUCUUUGGCCAUUAUCAACAGCAUCCUCCCCACCUUCAGGGACAGGAUCUCAACAGCCCUCCCCAGCCCUCCCGGCGAUUCUUCCCUCCCCCCAUGCCGCUGUCAAAGCCAGUGCCAGCCACAAAGCUUAAUACGAUGAGCAAAACGAGCCUGGGCCAGAGCGUGAGCAAGUAUGACCUCCUUGUGUGGUUUGAGAUCAGCGAGCUGGAGCCAACGGGAGAAUACAUCCCUGCUAUCGUUGAUCACACUGGAGGCCUACCUUGCCAGGGGACAUUCCUGCUUCACCAGGGAAUCCAGCGAAGGAUCACAGUCACCAUAAUUCAUGAAAAAGGCAAUGAGCUGCACUGGAAAGAUGUGCGAGAGCUGGUAGUUGGGCGCAUCAGAAACAAAGCAGAGGUAGAUGAAGCUGCUGUGGAUGCCAUUCUGUCUCUGAACAUCAUCUCUGCAAAGUACCUUAAGUCAUCUCACAGCUCCAACAGGACUUUCUAUCGUUUUGAGGCUGUUUGGGAUAGUUCCCUGCACAACUCUCUCCUCCUCAAUCGCGUGACACCAUAUGGAGAGAAGAUUUAUAUGACCCUGUCAGCAUACCUGGAGCUUGACCACUGCAUCCAGCCAGCCGUCAUCACCAAGGAUGUCUGUAUGGUCUUCUACUCGCGAGAUGCCAAGAUCUCACCACCACGCUCACUGCGCAGUCUCUUUGGCAGUGGCUACUCCAAAUCGCCAGACUCCAAUCGAGUGACCGGAAUCUAUGAGCUGAGUUUGUGCAAAAUGGCAGAUACAGGAAGUCCAGGGAUGCAGAGGAGGAGGAGGAAAGUCCUGGAUACAUCUGUAGCAUAUGUACGGGGUGAAGAGAACCUGGCCGGAUGGAGGCCCCGUGGUGAUAGCCUCAUUUUAGAGCACCAGUGGGAACUGGAGAAACUGGAGCUGCUGCAUGAGGUGGAAAAGACCCGUCACUUCCUGCUGCUGCGUGAGAAGCUUGGCGACAGCAUCCCCAAGUCCCUGAGUGACUCGCUGUCUCCCAGUCUGAGCAGCGGGACCCUCAGCACCUCUACUAGCAUCUCCUCCCAGAUCUCCACCACAACUUUUGAGAGUGCUGUCACACCCAGUGAAAGCAGUGGCUAUGACUCAACAGACAUUGAGAGCCUGGUGGAUCGGGAGAAAGAGCUGGCCACCAAGUGCCUCCAGCUUCUCACCCAUACAUUCAACCGUGAAUUUAACCAGGUGUACAACAGCAUUAGUGAUUGUAAGCUGUCUGAUAUCUCUCCAAUCGGGCGGGACCCAUCUGUGUCCAGCUUCAGCAGUGCCACCCUUACACCUUCAUCCACCUGCCCCUCUCUGGUAGAUUCAAGAUGCAAUUCAAUGGAUCAGAAGACUCCAGAAGCAAAUUCCCGCGCCUCCAGCCCAUGCCCCGAGUUGGAACAAUUUCAGCUGGUCCCAGCAGUGGAAACCUCCUAUCUGGCCAGAGCUGGAAAGAAUGAAUUCCUGAACCUUGUUCCUGACAUUGAGGAGAUCAGACCAGGCUCUGUGGUCUCCAAGAAGGGGUACCUCCACUUCAAGGAGCCGCUGUCCGCCUCCUGGGCCAAGCACUUUGUGGUGGUUCGCCGUCCGUACGUCUUUAUUUACAACAGCGACAAAGACCCUGUGGAGAGGGGGAUCAUCAACUUGUCUACGGCACAGGUGGAGUACAGUGAGGAUCAGCAGGCAAUGGUGAAGACACCCAACACCUUUGCAGUAUGCACGAAGCACCGCGGGGUCCUGCUCCAGGCCAUCAACGACAAGGACAUGAACGACUGGUUAUAUGCCUUCAAUCCUCUUCUCGCUGGAACAAUACGGUCGAAACUGGCCCGAAGACGCACGGGCCAGAUGAAGUACUGAGUCCAUGUAAUGUUCUCCCCCGUUCUCUCUAACGCGCCUUCAGAUAGAUAAAGUGUUACCUCUCAUUUCUCUUUGUGAUUCUUGACGGUUUCUCUUGUAUGUAAUCCUGUGGCUUAACUCUCCCUUCCUCCCCCAGCCCCUUGGCACUUUUUCUAGCUAUUCUAACCCCCCUGUUUUUCUUUCCACCUGCGCUGAGAAUUCUACUAGUAGCAUGUGGCCAAACAAAAAGGAAAAAAAAAACCUGGAAAAGGGACGCGGCAAUUAUGCACAACUUCAAACAGAAACCAAGUGAUUUCUUUCUGUUUUUUUUCCUUAAAAGGGUUGGUUUCCCAUCCUGACUGACUGCGUGGUGUCUCUACCACUGUCCUCAGUGUUGUCUGUCUGUCUGAAGCGCUUUAGGUUUAUUAUUUAUUUGUCUUCGUGGUAACCACAAUACUGCCCUCAGGACAUGGGUCGUAGGCUAAGGAAAGCGAUUCCUUCUAAGUGUCAAGACAUGGCAUUACCCAGGUGCAAACUGCAGCAGUUCCUCAGACUUUCUGGGUCCUGCCUAACUGGAUUCCUUGUGGAAGCUGGCACAUAAGAAAAGGCCUCCUGUCCAGGGUGGACUUCGCACUUGUCUAGGAAUUUGGGUUCCAGUGGGAGAUGAAGGAGCUUCUGGUGCUGCACAGGGCCAAAGCAAUAUCUGCUGCUAUGUAGAGCAAGGGGAGGAGGAGCAGAGUCAGAGGUGUAGCAACUGGCUGGAAGGAACUUCUGCUUGGGCUCUUGCAGUGGGUGGGGGUGGUCAGUGGGCACUUUCUAGCUAGGUAUCUUCCUAAGCAUGAGCUCCCGCUGU